AUGGAUAGUUUUGAAAUUGAGACGAAACCAGAUUGUACGAUUAAUUACUCUACGGGAUUCAAGAACAUUCUUAAGUAUGCAAUCCCUUCUGUAGGAGGAAUGAUACUGAGAAACACUGUUGAUCUUCUAGGGCUGAUUGUGAUAGGAAGAUUAGGAAAUCCUGAUUUAACAUCAGCUUUCGGUUUAACUUAUGUUAUAAGCACUGUUGUCACCUUCUCUCUCGGUGUCGGCCUUGGAGGUGGUGUUGAGACACUCUCUUCUCAAGCAUUUGGAAGUGGGAAGAAUUAUCUUGCUGGGUGAUACUAUAACAGAGCUCAAGUAAUUUUGACAACAAUGUUCGUUGUCCAAGCAGUGAUAAUGUUAUUUACAGAGCCAAUUCUGGUAUUUCUUGGUCAGCCAGAAAUCCCUGCAUACUAUGCUGGAUUAUAUGUCAAGGUAUCUCUUCCCUCUAUCUGGGCUUAUUGCCAAUGAGAAUUGAUGAGAAGGUAUCUCGGAACACAGGGAGCCUUCUACAUCAUCACUAAUUCUCAGCUUGUUUGUUGAGUUUUGCAUCCAUUUUGGCUCUACUUUUUUGUGUAUUAUCUAGAGUUGUCUUUUGUUGGAGUAGCAUUAGCUUGAAAUGUAACGCAACUUUUGAUCUAUUUUGGUCCGAUUUUGUACAUCAGAGUUAAAAAGAAUGCGGUUAAGGAGGAUAGCUGGUUUUGUAUCAAUAGAGAUUCUUUCAAAGGGAUCAGGGAGUACCUUGCCUACGGGCUUCCUGCUGCAGCCAUGACUUUCUUUGAGUUCUGAACUUAUGAAAUUGUCAGUUUAAUGGCAGGUUUAUUGGGUACAAUUGCUUUAGGAACAAACGCAAUAGUCUUUAAUAUACUGUGAAUUAUGUAUAUGGUUAUUUCAGGAAUCUCAUUGGCAGGAUCAACUUUGAUCGGGAACAGUCUUGGAGCAAGUAAACCCCAAGAUGCAAAGAUAUACUCAAAUAUCUGAAUCUCGAUUUCAUGAAUUUUCGCUGUGUUUUCAGGGGUGGUUAUUUAUACCUUCAGGUUUACCCUCGCUAGUAUCUUCUCGAAUGAUCCAGAGUUGGUUGCAUCAGUUGCUGAUACACUUCCAAUAAUGUUGGUUCCAAUCUUGGCUGAUGACAUCCAAGGGAUGUCUCAAGGAAUCAUCAAAGCAAUGGGGUUCCAGAAGUAUGCAUCUUACUUAUGAUUGAUAGGGUUUUAUGCAAUAUCUAUCCCAGCUGCUUAUUUUUUAUCAGGCACUUAUGGUAUUAAAGGAAUAUGGGUUGGAAUAUCUAUUGGGGCCUUUUUCGUAGCUUUUUCUUAUCUAUAUCUCAUCUAUUCAGCAGAUUUCAGAAAAAUAUCCAAUGAAGCAUCUGAGAGGAUUCAGAUUGAGGCAAAAGAGACUGAAUUUGGGGCUAAAUUAGUGAAAGAUUUACUCAAUUCUGAAUUAUCUGGAAAUGAGCAAGACUCGGCUUCAGAUGCUCUGGUUUAGAUUUGUUCAGAACAUCUCCAAUUAU
Messenger RNA from Moneuplotes crassus, 1510 nucleotides. NCBI's taxonomy places the organism in Eukaryota, Ciliophora, Spirotrichea, Euplotida, Euplotidae. The record is from the annotation of a GenBank genome assembly.